Nymphaea colorata (pocket water lily) is the source of this 1465-nucleotide messenger RNA. RefSeq names its product fe(2+) transport protein 1-like. Gene Ontology annotation, biological process: zinc ion transmembrane transport. The transcript is spliced from 4 exons. Gene Ontology annotation, cellular component: plasma membrane. The coding region runs from base 225 to 1277 and encodes 350 amino acids. Lineage: Eukaryota; Viridiplantae; Streptophyta; Magnoliopsida; Nymphaeales; Nymphaeaceae. Gene Ontology annotation, molecular function: zinc ion transmembrane transporter activity. The record is from RefSeq and is a predicted model, not a curated record.
UUGUGUGCGCAUGCAAGAAUAUCUUCGCUAUUAUUUUAACUAGCACUUGAAGAACACUACAAAACUGGCCUUUCUUUUGCUCCCAAUAAAAGACUCAGAGAACUCGCAGCACGGCAGCAGCGGCCUCGAUCUUGGUUAAUCGACAGAAUGCAGGUUCUGCUCAAGACAAGUUUCUAUGCCUAGCCAGCAGAUCCAAAAGAAGAGCGCAGAGAAAGAAUUCUCAGAUGGCUUCUAGGUUUACUUCGGCUUCGGCGGCGGAACUGCUCUUGGUGGCGAUCGCCGGACUCUUGCUCUCGGCCAUUCCGGCCGCUGCCGUCGCGCCGACAGGACCCUGCGCCGGCCGAUCAGGCGGCUGCCACGAUUCCGAUGCCGCGUUGCGGUUGAAAGUCAUUGCCAUCUUUGCCAUCCUGGUGGCCAGUAUGAUCGGGGUGUGCUUGCCGCUCGUCACCCGCUCCCUGCCGAUGCUCCACCCCGACGGGAAGAUCUUCGCGGUCGUGAAGGCGUUCUCCAGCGGCGUGAUCCUCGCGACCGGGUACAUGCAUGUCCUUCCCGACUCGUUCGAUGACCUGACGUCGCCGUGCCUGCCGGAAACCCCGUGGCACAAGUUCCCGUUCACCACCUUCGUCGCCAUGCUGUCGGCCAUCUUCACCCUCAUGGUCGACUCUUUCGCGACCAGCAUCCAUGGGAAGGUGAAGCCGGCAGACAGGGCUGGCGAUGUGGUGGUGGUGGUGGCCGAUGCCGAAUCGGCGGGGCUCGUGGCCGCUGGGGUGGACAAAGAUGGGAAGGAUCGGAAGCUCCUCCGCCACCGGGUCGUCGCUCAGGUGCUGGAACUUGGGAUCAUUGUGCACUCUGUAAUAAUAGGCCUCUCGCUGGGUGCUUCAGAUAACCCCUGCACCAUCAGGCCGCUGGUCGCUGCCCUCUGUUUCCACCAACUCUUCGAAGGCAUGGGCCUCGGCGGCUGCAUCCUCCAGGCCGAGUACAAACUGGGGACCAAAGCCGUCAUGGCGUUCUUCUUCGCCUUCACCACUCCGUUUGGGGUGGCCCUGGGGAUUGGCCUGUCCAAUGUCUACAGCGAAAACAGCCCCACUGCCCUCAUUGUGCAGGGCCUUCUGAAUGGCUGUUCGGCGGGGCUGCUGAAUUACAUGGCGCUCGUCGACCUUCUGGCAGCAGAUUUCUUGGGUCCCAAGUUGCAGAGCAACAUGAAGCUUCAGUUUCAGGCGUACAUGGCGGUGCUCUUGGGUGCUGGGUUCAUGUCCUUGAUGGCUAAGUGGGCAUGAGCAGGAGACGCGACUCGACAAAAUGCUGUGAAUAAUACAUAGCUUGCAGAAGAUGGGGAGUUGAUUUUAGCUACAACUUCUAAGUGACUUCCAUCUUUCACUUUUCUUGCCAUUUCCCUCCUUCGUCUGUUCUGUAAUUUAGAUCAGAAGUGAAGAUUAAGAAACAUAUCGUGUCUCCAAUUUCUUGA